UCAGUUUACUACAAGCGUCGACGGUGAACGUACGUCGCUCCGCGUCCCUUAGUGCCCGAGUGUAUGGUGCUGGUGUAUUAACAUAACAGCUAAUUGUUCUGUGUCGUGUGAUUGUUGUGUGGUGUUCUGAUACUGCCGUGCGACCUCCCCGGGUCACAUUUGUUGUGAUGCAUUUGAGGAUAUACCUAUGGCUGUCUUGUGUAGCCCUCGCAGGAUACGUUCGAGCGACAGAGGUACCUGUCGCAGAAGCCGACACGCUCCACGACCACGAGCCGCUCGCCUCCGACCGGGACCUGUUCAUAGACGAUGACGGCUCGGGGCUAGAGAUCGACGAGUCAUCCGGCUCCGGCUGGGGACCCGGACCCGGACCGGACGACGAGGACGGCCGCGGCUCAGGUGACAGCCGGCUCACACUGACCGAUGACGAGGACUACGUCCCGAGAACCAUCCCCACCACCACAACCACCACAGAAACGCCGAUAGUACCGGAAACUGUAGCGCCAGAUUAUGUAGAUCCUCGUGUGCUCGACGAGAAGCCAGGGCCCGGCGCGGACACCCCGCGCGGCGCGGGGGAGGAGCAGCCCUCGCGCCCCGACCAGGAUCCCAUCAGCAUCUCCAGCGAGGACGCCAACCCGGGCACGGACCAGGACCCCUCGGGCACCAACGUGGGCGCCGAGUCGCGGCCGCAGGACAACGUGGUGUUCAUCAUGAACGCCAAGGCGGAGGACCGCGCCACCAGCUUCUUCGCGCAGCCGGGCAUUCUUGCCGCUGUAAUCGGCGGCGCUGUAGUCGGCCUCCUCUGCGCGAUCCUAGUGGUGAUGUUCAUAGUAUACCGCAUGCGCAAGAAGGACGAGGGCUCGUACGCGCUCGACGAGCCCAAGCGGAGCCCCGCCGCCGCCUCCUACGGCAAGGGCCAGAACAACCGGGAGUUCUACGCGUGAGACCACACAGAACAAACCCUGCCACGUGUUUACUAGUCGACGGACCGACCCAUACUGGCUACCACUCUACAAUUAAUUGAUACAGCAAAGUGAUGGUGAACGAUGGAAUCGCGCACUUAUCUCACUCACUCUCUUAACUUCCAAUCGAGAGGUAUAUAUGAACGUAGGAAGUACGAGUAAUAUAUUCGUAAUACACCUUUUAAGCCGAACACUGACUAACAGAGAGAACAAAAAUUUGACAGUUCCGAACAACUGCCGGCCGAUAUCGUCCGGCGGACUGUUAGUCAGUGGUCGGCUUUAAAAUCGGUUUAUUAGAAACAGAUUUCCGCAUGUAUUGGCAUCGGAUUCUUGAUUUUACAACUUGUAGGUACGUUGUAAAUCGAUAUGUAACUGGACAUGUAUAGAAAACUUGGGAAAUGUCCACCCGAGAGUAUUGGCAUAAGUGAGCGAUUGAAUCGUACCCUUAUAAAAACUAUCUAAAAGGAAAAGUAAACUCAUAAUGUGGGUAAUUAAUUGUGGACAGUGGGUGUAAUAGCCGCUUGGCCGGUCAUUCCAUUUACAAAAUUUUGAAUUCCUUCUGUUCGUAGCUCUUUUGUUAACGUGGCUAAAAUUGUUCUGUAAACCAAUAAAACAUCAAAUCGACGCUUUUUUUUUGGAAAAAAUAUGACACGAUUGUACUUGAGUGUAUGAAUCAAGUAGAAAAAUAGUGUAGGACGAAAUUGUGAAACGAUCACUUUGAGGCAAAAUUUAAAUUGUUUUCCAACUUCAAGUACUGAGACCAAUGUGGUUGAGUGUUUGAUAUCAUUCUGUAGUUGGUGAAUUUGAGAUCUUGUACCUAUAGAGUUGUCUGUAAAAUAAUGUGCCAUUCGCUUCCUCUUCAACUGUAUAUUGCCUAACUACGCGUAGAUUUACUCUACAUACUAUAAAAAUCUCAAAAAUGUCUAUGGAUACGUCCAUUGUUCGUCUAUGAUGUAUGUGUAAUAUAAUUGUGUAGGUAAAUAGAUCAUAUCGGUUAUUAUGUGUACGUUUAAAUGAAUUCUUAUUACAUAUCGCUUCCAUGAAAUAUACCAUCGAAAUUUUUGAAAAAUAUUUAUUUAAUAUUGGCUGUAAUUUUAAAAUUGAGGCUUUCAAAAUAUUGAUGUUAUGUACUUUUUGGUGUUUUUUUGUAUUUAGGUUACUGUAAUAUUUUGGGUAAAUAUUCUUUUAUUUUUUGCACUUUAGCAAUUGGGGUUUCGAAUAAUAUUAAUAUUAUAUUUUAGCAUAAGCAAUUGAAUUAAAUGUAUACAGUGAGUAAAUGAUAUAUAAAUCACUAAACAAACAAACAAGAUUAUUUCAACAACUUGAAUAAAUUUUAUAUUUAACUUAUUAAUUUUGCCAGUACAUUUUUUAUUUUAGACGUUAUUUUUGCUGACUGUAUGCAUUUCAAGACGAAUACAUUUUGUCACUUUGGCUAUGAACUGAUGUUUUUCAAUUAUACAAUAUAAUUUCUUUAUUUAGUCUUUAUUUGUUUUUUCUAUUAUCUACUUUGAUAUUGCAGAAUACCAUCCAAUUUGGUCUGAUGCAUUUAGUUUUAACUAAAAGCGUGACACCUGUCAAAGUGACGGAGUUUUAACAGUUAAUCUGAUAUUAGGUUGUGCAACGAAAUAUAUAUUUUUAAUUCUACUAAUUUGUGAUUUUCCUUCAGUUAAACACUUGUGCCAUCUUCAAUAAUUUAUUUAAAAUAGUUACGCGCGCUUGGCUCCAAAUGAAUUUUAAUUUAUCAAAUAAUCAAUGAGUCAAUUAAUUUAUUUAGCGUAAAUUAAAGCAUGUGUUUUAUGACUGUUAUAAAAUAAAACUAAAUUAAUGUUUUGUAAGGAUUCAAUAGAUGGUGAACCACUGUGUUUAGUAAAUUAAAUAUUUGGUAUUUUAUUUAAAUUGGUGUAACUAACUUUAAUGACAUAUGAAUGUAUAAAUAUUCGGGAAAUUAAGCACGUAUUGGACAUUUCAUUAGGAUCGUAGUUGUUGAUAACCAAAUAUUUUCUUGUUGUAAACUGCAUAAAUAUAUAAACUUACCUUAUUAUUGAACAUUAAUUAUGAAUAUAUUUCUUACUUUUUAUUUGUAAGUAUGAAAUAAGGAAGAAACACAAAUGCAAUUUACCUACAACAAAAAAUAGUUUUUAUUAAGACUUAAAACCUACGCCCAGGAAAAAACAGUAAUAGCUACCUAUUUAUGUGUAAAUAUGCAGGGUGGCGAAAAAUAGCUGCAUUCCCGUCGCCAGAGAGGUUUUGGGAUUAUACUGAGCAACUUUUACUAUGGUCGCAGCCCCAUAAUCGCGAAAAAUGAAUUUGGCUGUUUCAUACAUUUUGGCUGGUCCAUUUUCUAUGAGAGGGUAAAGUUUAUUUCGUGAUUUCGGGGUUUGUCCCAUAGUAAAAGUUGCUCAGUAUAUUCCCAAAACCUCCCUGGCAACAGGAAUGGAGUUAUUUUUAAGCCACCGUGUAUUCACGUAUACAUAUGUAUAUGUAAACAUCUAAUUUGCUAAUGUUAUUAUUUUUCCCUACGGACUUAAGGUAAAAACAUAUAAGAAUGAACCAAACAGUCGCAGUUUACUCCAAGAAGAGCAAUUAUUUGAGAAAUCCCAAACAUUCCUAUCGGAUCCAUAUUAUACAAUAAGCAGUAGCGAGCCAGAGCUCUCUUAGGCCACUUAUUUGAAUACUAAUAUAGAUGCUUAAACUAUAUGUGUCCAGUUUUUUAAAUGUGCUAAAGGUGCAUCCACACCGCACUUAACUUUUGUGGUAACAUUAGGUGACUUACCUAGUUCCUUGUCUACUGUUGCACAGUGUUACUCCACAAUAGUUAACUGCGGCGUCGAUGAGCCUAAGACUUGGCAUUUUCUAAUGCUACUACAAUAAAUGAGAUACGCCACAUAUUAGCAAAUAUUACUAACUAGGUAGGUACUACAAAUCAAAACAUGUUUAAAAAAAACAAAUACAAUUAAACCUACCGUACAAUAACUUUACUGGAACUUGGACAUCUAAAUUAGCAUUCACGUAAGAGGCAAUUAGUGUAUAAGGAUUUGUACAUUGUAAUUGUAAAUUCUUUUAGACUUAAACUGAGUAAUUUAUACAUAAAUAAUUAUACUACAAUAAAAUAUAGUAUGGCUAAAGCGGUAAAUAUUUAAAUACAUCUAACCUAACGGUCCUUAACAAGUAUAUUAAUUAUUGAGAGUUGAAAUAACCACAUUAAGAGACAUGUUGCGAUUCUAAAAAUUUAACUUUUAAAUUGUGUAGACACAAAUUAAUGUCUCUUAAAUUGAAAACUGAAUGGAGAUGACUUUAUCAAUAUUUCCUAGGAAUGAAAUUUUGAUAAAAUCGUAAAUGUUACAAUGCGAAGUAUUUUUACAGGAAAGUUAUGCCGCAAAUACAUAAUCAUGACAAUGCAUAUAUAAACACCAUAGUUACGACAGCAAAGUCACAACCUAGGAUAAAGUUUGUUUGAAAUAGUACCACAACGCUUGCCGAUCAUAUGUACAGCCCUUUCCAACAAAUUACUUUACUUAAUAAAUAGAGGACGAACAUAAUACAUAAAUUUGAAAACCCCGCUUAUUAAGUAAAGUAUAAUAAAUAUGAAACAAUAAAAUUAAAAUGGAUGAAAUUAUUUCCAUCCAUUUUACUGUAGAUUCAUGUUACAAUUUCUAAUGCCAGCUGUACACACACGUCGAGAACCUCGCGCCGAGAAUCUCCGCAUCGCUUCGACCCAAUCGAAGAAGAGCGAGACGAGAAGGGAGCAGUAUGUACAUACCUACUCGUUCUCGGCCUGUCUCUCGAUGUGUACAGCCGGCAUCUGGUUCUAUUAGUACAGAACGAUUGAAGUUUGAUUCGUGAACAGUAGAAGUAUUAAUAGCAAUCGACUAGACUAGAAGAAUACCAACACUUAAGUACAUUUACGUCUUUUGUAAUGUCGGCUGUAAACACUCGUCGAGAGCCUUCCGUCGAGUCUCGGCACCGCUCCGAUCCAAUCGGAGAACCGCGAGACGAGAAGGGAACAGUAAGUACAUCCUGUUCCCUUCUCGUCUCGCGGUUCGGUAGACUCGUUCUCGGCCUGUCUCGGGGUCUCUCGACGAGUGUAUACUGUAUACAGACGACAUAAGACAUACCACAUGGAAAAAGAUGUAAGGAAAAAAACGUGUAAUCCAAGUUACAAUACGAUAUUAUAUUUAAAACUUGCGACAUUAAUAAUACAAAAAUCGAAUUCAAAACACACAAAUUAUUUGAUUGACACUGAACAAACAUGUUAUGUACCUUUGCCAAAAUAUGCACAGUGCCUAUAAAUUAUACAUCCACAAUAGGUUUCGUCAACUAUAUCUAUCUUUCUAUAAGUACUUCACUUCUAUCUACUACUUCCUCUACUAAUUCUACUAGAUACUACUACUUUGAUACUCUCUAACUAUUAGUCUACUUUAUUGUGGGUGCUUUAUAACUAAAUAUACAAGGAGGCCUAAAGUCAUCUUAGUGUGGACAAGUUUUUAUAUUAUGACUUCAAUAUUUGUAUUAUUAAGCAUUUAUUCUAUAUAUAAGCUAUUUUUGUUAGAAUCCGACUAGGCUAACACUGCACCAAUUUUAUAGCGACAGUGUGGAAGCGUCAUAUUUUGAUAGGAAUUUGUCGUUUCUGCUGGCAUUUCCACACUUUGGCUAUGUUAGCUUUGACGGAUUCUAAAAAGGAAACGUUACCUACAUCGAAUGCUUUUACUUCUACUGUUCAUAUCGUGGAACGUAAACUAAUAAAAUAACGCCUAGGAUACGGUAGGCAUAAUUAUUGUCCACCUUGUAAAUAAUGCUCCUUUACACUUAAUAUACAGGUCAUUAUGAACAA
Molecule: messenger RNA, 5790 nt
Organism: Cydia fagiglandana
Lineage: Eukaryota; Metazoa; Arthropoda; Insecta; Lepidoptera; Tortricidae
Gene: Sdc
Product: syndecan
Exons: 5
Coding region: 168-941 (257 amino acids)
Biological process (GO): cell migration
Cellular component (GO): cell surface; membrane
Source: RefSeq, a predicted model, not a curated record